AACAUCUCGCCGCAGAGAAUUUUGCUAGAUAACAAAGGUGAAACAGACGUGAAAUACGAGGAAAGCGAGACCACAUUUUUAGUGCAUUCUAACUGGACUUUAAAAGUGGAGCCCUUUCUCCGCGUUUCAGCGCAUGACAGCAUGGCGUGUGCUCUUCAAUGCCGUAAACGUGUCGUCUGUUUGUCCUUUAACUUUGCUGUAUUUUCUCGAAGCAAGAACUGUGAACUGCUGCAGGGGGACAAGUACACUUCUCCAAACAAUUUCCAACCAAGUUCUCUGUACCAUAAUCAUUACAGCAGAAUAGUAAGUACUUAUUAAAAUAUUGUUACCCUGUUUAAUUUGCGUAUGUGGGGUGUUUCAUGAUACUUACUAGGAAAUUCCAUUCUCGCCCCCAACUCCUGUUGAUCCUAUAUUUUUGCAUUUGUUUUUAUUUUGUUUUUAUUUAUUUAUUUAUUUUUUUAUUAUUUUUCUAGAAGGAGAAUUUUAUGCUUUUGGAUAGAUCAACAAUUUGGUUCAAAGAUUAAAGAAAAUAACACCUUUCUUAAUCUUUUUGCUUUUAGAGUCCGUGUGAAUACAACCCUUGUAAAGACAACACCACAUGUAGACCACUUUACAACGUGAAUGGUUUUUUGUGCGAAGGUGUCGAAGGUCGAAUUAAAAGAGGUAUGAUCAUAGUAACUAUUGGCGACAUCUUUUCUAGAGUGAAUGACACCGUUAAAAUUUUACUAUUUAAUCAUGAAUUGUGGUGCAAAUUUGUGGCAAAUGUAAAACUCCUUGUGUUUAUUUUAUUUAUUCAUUUUCGGUCACGUGGACUUUAACUAGGAGAAAAACUAGAAAGGUCCUGAAGGUCUGUCGCUGAAUCUUCAUGUCGCUCUCUCCUCCGCCGAGGCCUCUUGGUGUCGUAGGGAAGCUGGGGAGAAUGAACUGACAAAGAAAGCGCGUGGAGCACAAUGGGAAGGGGAAAGAGACUGAAGCUCCCGCCUUUCCCUCUUCCCACCGUCCCCCGCGCGCUUUCUUUUUUUCGAGUAUCACUGAAUGUAUUUUUAUUGGGAUAUCCAUCGAGAGUCUCUGCAGAGUCGAGAGUUCAGGUCGUUUUGUGCCCGGGAAGAUUAAACAUUUUGAAAGUCUGGGCUGUUUUGUUCGAUGUUUUGGUUUUGGCGUUGGUUUUUGAUAAUGUUUGUUUGUUUGCUUUUUUAGUUUCUUACAUAGUGGAUAAUCAUUGUAUACUCUACUUUUAAGUAGAUUAAAAUCUUCUUUGCAUUUCUUGGACUGAAUUUGCUUCAUGUUUACAGUAGUUAGAGUUUUGGAUAAUAACAAACCUUAAGAAUGGCGUUUAGGGUUGAUUAGAAAUAUCCAAAAGCAUUAUUCAGUCUAUUCAGCACAAUUUUGACACCCAUCAUAUCAAAUUUCGUUUAUUGACCAAAGACCGUCACAAAUUCGUCAAAUGAAUAUUGCCGAUUUUUGUAACGAAAUGGUCUCGUCACAUACCGCUUGACGUCCUACUGUCUACAACGAGGCUUGUAUUGACCUUGUUUUGAUACAACCCUUCCUUCUUUAUUGUGUGAAUCAUUUUGUUCUCAUGCUAACUAUUAUUUUUCAAGCAUAAUUUUCAUAAGAAAAGGAAAGAGGUUUGUAUCAAAACAAGGUCAACCUCAGCCUCACGUUCACUCAAAGGCAAGGAUACAAAAUUUACGACUUCAUAAUGGUCUAUUCAAUAUUUUUUCUUGGUUGAAGCACUUAAUGUGACAGUAAUUUUCGUUUUUUUUUUUUUUCAGCUGCCCCUUGGUUUAAAAUGAAUAACGAGAGAGUGUGUUUUGGUGCCAAGAAUGAUUCAUUCGGCAGCUUCAACGUACUACACAAUGGGACCAUCUUAACAUUUAAGCUUGUUUACAAGUCCGGAUAUGUCACGUGCAACUCAAAGAACUUACCGUAUGGCAGCCACUGGGCAUGUAAUAACCGAGAGAGAAUCGGAACAAUAAUCACUAACGGUGAAAACAAAGUAAUUUUCCCUCAUAAUUACAAGAACACGUCUUUCACGCUACCAAGCUACCACUGUAACUCGUCAAGACUGAUUUAUCAUUUAUCUCCGCAGAUGGUGGACGGGGGUGAAGAGUUCAGAAUUUGGUACCACGAGGAUUAUCGAAAUCAGAAUGAAAAUGAUAAUGCUGGUAAUACGUGUACUGAUGUGUAUGCUUUGUACAACUAA
Molecule: messenger RNA, 2206 nt
Organism: Porites lobata
Lineage: Eukaryota; Metazoa; Cnidaria; Anthozoa; Scleractinia; Poritidae
Source: the annotation of a GenBank genome assembly